Molecule: messenger RNA, 4286 nt
Organism: Rhea pennata
Lineage: Eukaryota; Metazoa; Chordata; Aves; Rheiformes; Rheidae
Gene: ARHGAP19
Product: Rho GTPase activating protein 19
Exons: 12
Coding region: 11-1483 (490 amino acids)
Biological process (GO): signal transduction; regulation of small GTPase mediated signal transduction
Cellular component (GO): cytoplasm
Molecular function (GO): GTPase activator activity
Source: RefSeq, a predicted model, not a curated record
CUGCUUCCUAAUGCCUCUCCAAAAGCUCUCAGCACUCAUUGAUGCCAUCUGCAAUUUUGUCAUUUGCAAUGACUCCUCCCUCCGCAGCCAGCCGAUCAUCUUCAAUCCCGAUUUCUUUGUGGAGAAGCUGCGCCAUGAAAAACCGGAGGUGUUCACAGAGCUCGUGGUCAGCAACAUCACCAGGCUCAUUGACUUGCCUGGGGCAGAACUGGCCCAGCUGAUGGGCGAGGAGGACCCAAAGCUGCCUGGGGGAAACGGCAUAGCCUCUGGAUUUUUGCGUUCCCUGAUGUCUCUGAAACGCAAAGAGAAAGGGGUGGUAUUUGGCUCACCGCUGACAGAAGAAGGCAUUGCACAGGUUUCCCAGCUAAUUGAAUACCUGCAUAAACAUCUACGAGCAGAAGGCUUGUUUCGGGUGCCAGGCAACAGCAUCAGGCAACAGAUCCUAAAGGAUGCUCUGAACAGUGGUACAGAUAUUGACCUUGACUCUGGGGAGUUUCAUUCCAAUGAUGUGGCCACCUUGCUGAAGAUGUUCUUGGGCGAAUUACCAGAGCCUCUGCUGACACACAAGCAUUUUCACGCCCACCUCAAAAUUGCAGAUUUGAUGCUGUUUGAUGAGAAGGGGAAUAAGACUAGCACUCCGGACAAAGAGCGCCAAAUCGAAGCCCUUCAGCUGCUGUUCUUGAUCCUUCCUGCACCUAACCGCAGCCUACUCAAACUGCUGCUGGAUUUGCUCUACCAGACAGCAAAGAAGCAGGACAAGAACAAGAUGUCUGCCCACAAUCUUGCUCUCAUGUUUGCACCUCAUAUCCUGUGGCCCAGAAAUGUGACAGCAAAUGACCUGCAGGAGAAUAUCACAAAGCUAAACAACGGAGUGACCUUCAUGAUCAAACACUCACAGAAACUCUUCAAAGCCCCAGCUUACAUCCGGGAAUGUGCCAGGCUCCACUAUCUUGGAUCCAGAGCCCAUGCAUCAAAGGAUGACCUGGACCUGCUGACCUCUCCUAGCUCCAAGGAGCUGCAGCCUCUCAAGUCUCAGAAGCGAAGCCGAUUGGACCCUUGCCAUCAGGAGGAGACCCAGCAGCGCACAGAGGAGGCACUGAAGGAGCUCUUCCGCCAUGUCCACAAUAUGCCUGACUCUGCAAAGAAGAAGAAGCUCAUUCGGCAGUUUAAUAAGCAUCCUACAGCUCUCACUCCUGGUUCUGAUGUACGUACACCCCCAGCACAAAGACGCACCCGCUCACGCUCCUUCAGCGGUCUCAUUAAGCGGAAGGUUUUGGGAACACCAGUUAUCAUCGAGAGGAAGAACAGGGAUGUCACGCCAGAGCCUGAGCAAGCUAGCAAAGAGAACAUGCAUCUGUUACAGAAAUGUGGCUCUCCAGCUCAUGUGUCCCAAGCAAAGCUGAAAAUUUUAGAGGGCCGGAAAGAGGACUCCUGUAGACGUGUGCGAGCCCGCCUGCUUUCCAAGGAGUCAUCUUCCCUGUGAAUUGCCUCUCACCAAUGCAUGGGUGUGGAAUGCCCAGCCUCACAAGCUGUGAAUAAUACAUGCUGCACUGAGAGGGGAGUGCUACAGGCUCACGGCAGCCUUCAACAUGCCAGCGCUUUUGAAACUGGACCUUUGCAAGGACUGCAGGGACUUGUUUCUAUCUGUAUACAAACAUGUCAUUCCACUAUGGGGCAAACCACUGUAUAACCACAACCUGUGCAGCAUGUCUGACCUGCUGGCUCUGGAAAGAGCUGGAGAGCUCGCUUAUGAGAAGAGCCUUGUGCAUUAUAGGGCCCUGUUUGUACUCCCAGCUCUUUGCAGUGUGCUGGGCAGUUUUUUUGCCCUUUUUUUUUCUGAGCUAUUAACAAGUUGGCUUGUUUUUGCUUCCCCUUCUGUUAGCAGUGCAAAUGAGGUACUCCAACCUUCAUGUGCAUCCUGGCAGCUAAUCUUAUCUCCAGGCCUCCUUUGGGGCUAUGCUCCCUGUGCCUUCAGGGACCAGUUCUCUGCUUCCUAUGGAGUCUUUUUUACCUACUGUCCCUGAAGCGCACAACUGGUACAUAGCAUGGGGUGGGCUAGAGAGAAGAGAAGGGGCUGAGGGUGCCAUCAUCUCAAAUGGGGUCUGGGGAAAGCAGCUUCCCCAAUAAACUCAUUACCCUUUUUCAAUGUGAGCUGUAAGCAGCUUCUGCUCACCACUUCCAUGUGCCUGUCAUAUGGCGCUGCCACUGGCUUUGCCUGGGGAGCAAGGAGUGUCUCUGCUUAGCAUUCUUCAAGGGAGGCUAAGCUGAGCAGGACUUGUUCCUUGGAGGCAGGAGGCUGGCAAAGGCUGUCUUGAGGCAGAAGGGCAGCCCAGCCUUUGGAAGCUGAGAUGUCUAGGGCAGGCAGAGUCCAUGUGCAGCAUAAAAACAGCUAUAGCAUCAUGAGAGGUGAAGGAAAGCUCCAGCUAUUUGUGAUCUGCAAGUGGUGCCAAAGGCUUUAGCUCAAGAUAUCUGGAUGGCCUGUCUGGCAAGUGGCUGAUUAGUAACUAAACUGGGAGAAAGGACUGGAGCUGGAUUCAGCUCUUUGCUGUGAGCUAUAGAAAUGGGAUGAAAGCAUCUAGAUACGAAAUAAACCCCUGUUGCAGCUGGCCAGUGUCAGCUGCCUUGUUAAGCUGAAGUGCUCCAAUAAGCCAGUCUCCCCCAGUAGCUGUCUGCAAGCACUCCAGGACAGGAAACACAUGGGGUCACUACUGUGAAAUAAAGAUUUAAUCAGCUGAGGAACUGUCUAAACACUUCUCAGCCCUUCUCAGCGAAGCAAAUAAUCUCUGAAAUCCAAUUAUAAUUGUCUUCUAAUCUUUAAGAACCAGCAGCCGACAGGAGUUGGAGCUCUGUCUUUGACAGCUUUCUGGGACAACUGGUGGCAGGAGGUGUGAGGUCAGGAUUUGAGCAGGGAGUUCAGUCCAACUAACCAGAGCUGUCAAAACAGGGCUUCGGAGCCCUGCAUGGCUUAACUAGAAUCUGUGUAUUACUAUUAUUGGUUUUUUUGUUUGGUUUUUUUUUUUUUUUUUGGUACUGUGAUUUUUAAGAGCUACAAAGCUAUAUGCCUUCUGCUGUUCUAUCCAAAGGGAUGUUCCAGGUUCUUUAUGUGGGGCAGUCUUUUCCCAGUCUGACCCUGAAAUGGAAGAGCUGCCUUGAAAAUGUAGGGAUAUUGGAACUGUAGGUGUGGGAGUUGAUGUUGGGAGCCUCUGUCACAGCGAAGGGAGAGCACUGGUUCUGCAGGGACCAGGCGGAUGAGGAUGCUGUGAGGAAGGGCAGAGGCUGUUGCUGUGUUAGCAGUAUGUGCUUUUUGAAUGUGUCUGUAAUUAUUCCCUCCAGAGGCUGAAACUGUCUGUGUGCUCUUCUUCGAAGGGCAGGCUGUGUUUUGCUGAUCACACUUCUACCACUGCCCCUGCAGUUUCUCAUGUUAAUGGAGACUUGGGGAUCUUGGCUCUGCCUCUGAACAGAGAUGAGGCAGAGCUGAAGGUCUAAUGCAGAGUGGCAUUGCACAGAGAACUAGGCCUGGUCCUGCUACCUCUGUUUUUGCCUGCAUCGAGGGUGGCUGUUGGGUGAAGCAUGGGUUUGUCUAGCCCCCUGCCCCUUUCUCUCCCCCCAGCAUACUCAGACAUAUCUAUAUCUCUGUAUGGAUAUUUGCUUGGCAAGGUUAUCUCAUUCCUAAGACUAAAUAUACUGUUCCUUUACAGAUGAGAGAAAAGUAACUUUUCCCUCCAGUGGCCAAACAACUGUGUCCCCCUUGGUGGCAGAUCUAGCUCAAGAGCUGUGCCUGAUUUCUGGCACAGCUGAGGUUUACUUAGCUCUAAAGAAGUUAUCAUCUCUGGGGCAUCUGGCUGACAUUCUGCAUGUCUCAGAUGCCUUCUCUGCCAAAAGCAGCGUGGGUGCAGUCUCCAGACAGGGCAGCCCGAGGCUUCAGAAUUGAAGGUCUUGAGGUCAGUACCCUGGGCUUUAACCCAAGGUACUCUGAGCCGAGGCUCAGCGGACUAACAGGAACUUGGCCUCUGCGAUUCCUGGAUGUCACAGCCCAGUGUGUUCACACCCUCUCAUAGGCGAGGGGGAUUGAAGCUGUGCCUGGAUGUGCCUUGUUGCUCUGCCCGGCACAGUGCCUCACAAGGAUACUUCCUUCCUGAGCAGCAACUAACUGUUCCCAGAGUCUAGGAUUUCUGAAAUAUUUUUAAUCUUUUUCCUUAUUUAUGUAUGCUAUGUAUCUACUGUUUCAGGCUGAUGCCUUUCCAUAUGUUCAUGUGAAAUCCCCUUAUUAAAUGCUUUUAUUUUUA